AUGGAGAUCUCAGCCAAAUUGCAGCCACUGAAAUUCCUACCAGAGAAUUCGUACUAUAGUGAAAAUCAAGCUCGCUUCAGUUUGGAGGAAGCGAUAGAAGUUCUACUUUGGGUCGAAAAUAAUCAAGCUCGCUUCAGUUUGGAAGAAGCGAUAGAAGUUCUACUUUGGGUCGAAAAUGUCACUGGUCUACCGUACGCAUGCGAUCCAACCACAUGUCGGUCAGCAGCCGACGUUGCGGAACUACUAAAAGAUGGUGUUCACCUGUGCAAAUUGAUCAAUAGACUUCUUGAUAAUGGCAGCCGAGCACCCUAUAAUCCAAAACCGAAAAUGCCCUUCCAAAAGAUGGAGAACAUCUCAAACUUUCUGGAAGCUUGCAAAGCCUACGGAGUUGCAGAGAUCAGCUGUUUUCAGACUUGCUAUAAAGUAAUAGAAUGCCUUCGUUCUCUUGCCGCUGUGGUAACCCUUUUCACUUCUUUUCAAUGCUCUUUAACAGACAAAAAA
Messenger RNA from Strongylus vulgaris, 501 nucleotides. The record is from the annotation of a GenBank genome assembly. Lineage: Eukaryota; Metazoa; Nematoda; Chromadorea; Rhabditida; Strongylidae.